Paramacrobiotus metropolitanus is the source of this 2223-nucleotide messenger RNA. RefSeq names its product cyclic AMP-dependent transcription factor ATF-7-like. Lineage: Eukaryota; Metazoa; Tardigrada; Eutardigrada; Parachela; Macrobiotidae. The coding region runs from base 493 to 1962 and encodes 489 amino acids. Gene Ontology annotation, biological process: regulation of DNA-templated transcription. The transcript has 5 exons. The record is from RefSeq and is a predicted model, not a curated record. Gene Ontology annotation, molecular function: DNA-binding transcription factor activity.
ACUGCAUAGCGCAUGCCGAUCAUGCGCUAACGUGCUGAACGUGUAAUAACGUGUUGACUAAGCGCAGCAACCCAGUGAACCCAUUCAAAUUCCGCCUUGGAGGCUUCCUGCCAUUUCAGCGUCUUCGCGUAGUUUGCCGGGACAGCUCAUGCUGCACGGAACGCCGCUGAUGAAUUCUUCGAGCGAGCCUUCAUCGCGAAAAUGGAUAUUAUUGUCAAUAUUGUGGAUUAGAUUUGUGAUUCAUCCCUCAGUGUGCAAACGUGUGUUGGGUCUGUUUCGUAAUAUUCACGGCGAUCCAUGAACGUUUGUGGAGCUCGCCGUGUGUGUCUGUCUGGUGUUCCUGCGAUCAGCACGCCCGCCGCUGACGGAUGGCCUGAUCAUCCGUGAUGCUAGUGCAUUCCUGGGAGAAAGACGCGAAGAGCGAGACGAGCGAAGAAGCGAGCGAAGUCGAGCGAAGUGUCAGGCGUGAGGCGGAUUGAGGAUUAGGAAAGCAUGGACACGCCAGAACGCAGUGCAGCGGAGAAAGUCUCGGGCGAGACGACGGCCGCGGCUGCCCUGCUGCCACUUCCAGCCAGCAACGGAAACGGGACUGCAUCCGUCAGCAGAAAGCCUUUUCCCUGUGAACACUGCGAUAUGAGUUUUGUGAGUAAGGCCAAGCUGAGCUACCACGUGAUCCGCACCCACACGCGCCACCGUUCCCCCACGCCGCCGGAAACGGGCCUGGACGCCGCCUUGACCGUUGCUCCGUCCCUGACCAAGGAGGACAAAGCCGAAUCCGUUAACGUUGAACAGGACGCGCUGCGUUUGGCCGUCGAACCGGCACGAAUGGCGCUCGCUAAGACGCCCCUCUUUGGCGUGAACGAGACGCCGACCCCGACGCGCUUCCUGUUGGCACUGGACCAGGCCGGUCUGACGACGGCGGUCAUCCGCGGCCAGACGAAGGAGGCCAACCCCUUCAGCGCCUCCUUCCGCUCCCUCAACGGCCAGUCGAGCGACGCCCCGCUGAGUCCGUCCGGCCGCGAGCUGACCAACCCGGUGCUCUUCGGCAGCACCCACCUCUCCCCGGUGCCCUUAUCCGGUAUUUCCCCCUCCUUCAUGGUCUACAGCCCGCUGCCGCACCCCCUCUACUACCUAGCCUCGCCCCCGCCCCCCUCCGCCACCGCCCACCCCCCGGCGCCGCCCUCCGCCGGCUUCAGCAACGUCCCGGUCUUCUCGCUCUUCCCGUCCAGCGUCCCGCCGGCCGCGGAGAAGGCCGCCGCCCCCGGGGUGCUGUCGCCGCCGCCGACCAACGGCGUGGUCAGCUCCACCUGCGACGACAGCCCGCCCGAGUCCCCGCCCACGGAGGCGGCGCCGGCGGGGGCGUCCCAGGAGCUGUCGCCCGGGCGCUUCGGCGAUCUGACCCUGGAGGACGCCGGUGGGGAGGCGCAGCGCAUGGACGACUUCAGCGAGACGAUGAGCAUCCAUUCGGAUGAUUCCAGCCUCCCGGCGCACGCUUCCGGGAGCGGGGAGCCUGGGGGAGGCACCGGACCCCGCAAAACCCGCCCCAUUCUGGAAACGGACGACCCGGUGCUGGCGGACAAGCGGCGACGUAAUCGCAUCGCGGCGGAGAAGUGCCGGAAGCGGCGCAAGGAGCGGCAGGAGAAUCUGGAGGUGAACAACCAGAACCUGAAGGCCAAGUACACGGAGCUGCAGAAGGAGUUCCGCGCGCUGCAGCAGAGCAGUCGGGCGCGCAUCCAGCAGCUGACGGAGGAGAACAAGACGUUCAAGCAGGAGAACAUCUUGUUGCGGACGCAGUUGGGGCAGUUUAGCUUGUUACAGCAACAGGCCCCGCCCCCGGCGCCGCCCCCCGUCGCCCAGCCGACGCUGUUCGCCGUGACGCCCAACGGGCAGCGCGUGCAGCUCUUCCUGCAGCCGGGGCCCCUGGGGGGCGCCCCCGCCGCGCAGGGCUUCGUCACGCAGUGACAAUAAAGGGGGCGGACGAGGGGCCCCCGGGGGUGUAUUCUUGCGAGUAGUAUUCGGUGGUUCGGUGCGGAGAAAGAGGUUUUAGCGUUUUAACCCGAAAGAGGCCUUUAUGAGAGUGUCCACGAUUUGACCCGUUGAGCAUUUGUUAUACAUUUUAAUCUUGCAUAUGUACAUUUUGUGGUGGAUUCAUUUUAUCGGUGCCGGUGUUGUUGAUUAUUUUCUCAUAUGAAUAUUCUGUCGUGCAGUAAAGAGUUACGUGCA